AUGGAGAGAGUUGGAGUAAACAGUUCGCUAUCAAAGACCCUUUCUUAUAUAUUUCAAAGUGGCCGAGGAGGAUUUUCAGAGGAUGGAAAAUUCUCCACCUCGAUGGAUACGUACCCUAUAAAAUCCGACCCCCUAGACGCUAGCUACAGAGGCAUUUUUCCCCAGGAAGGAAAAGAUGACCUUUGUCUCAUGAGAAAUCACAAUCUGAUUAUAUAUGAACACGUCAGAAAUCUCCAAAUCCACUCCUAA
Molecule: messenger RNA, 249 nt
Organism: Dovyalis caffra
Lineage: Eukaryota; Viridiplantae; Streptophyta; Magnoliopsida; Malpighiales; Salicaceae
Source: the annotation of a GenBank genome assembly